This is a messenger RNA of Schistosoma mattheei, 2847 nucleotides long. The record is from the annotation of a GenBank genome assembly. NCBI's taxonomy places the organism in Eukaryota, Metazoa, Platyhelminthes, Trematoda, Strigeidida, Schistosomatidae.
AUAUACACAUAAAUAUUAUCCAGAAGAAAAUGAGCACUUUGACUUUCGUGGAACUUAUCACAGAGAAUCGGUUACUCUUGCUUACUGCACUCAUCGUUUCUUGGAUAAGUUUCAAACUUUCACAGUUAUUGUUGAUCUAUUUGAAAUACACUGUUGGAGUAUGGUGCUUAUCUAAACGGAAAACACUUCGUCAGGCUGGUGAAUGGGCAGUUGUCACUGGUGCAUCGUCAGGUAUUGGUGAAGCGUAUGCAGAAGAACUGGCCACAGAAGGUCUCAAUAUCAUGCUUAUCAGUAAUGAUGAGAAACAACUGUCGUCCGUUGCUAAACGAAUCGCAAAUACCUACAAUGUUCAAACACGAAUCGUGGUUGCAGAUUUCACUAAAAAUGAUGUUUAUGAAAUAAUAAGACCUGCUGUUGACCAACUGUCCACAAUUGCUUGUUUAGUUAACAAUGUUGGUAUGGUGUUACCGUUUGAGUUGUUUGCUGGAGAAGUUGAUUCACCGAAUGAAGAAUCAAUCAAAAAUAUCAUUCAUUGUAACAUUUUAUCUACACUGAUAAUGACAAACAUCAUUCUGCCGAAAAUGUUAACACAGAAAGGACCUAAUCCUGGUAUCAUAAACAUUUCAUCUUAUACAGCUUUAAAAGUGACGCCCUACUUGACAAUUUAUCCUUCAACCAAAGCAUUCAUUAUUCAAUUCUCUAGAUGUCUGGCUGCAGAACAGUAUAGAAAGAAUGUGAUUAUACAAACGAUGUAUCCAUUAUUUGUAUCUACAAAUAUGACCGAUUUAAGAGAAGCCACAUAUUUCACACCAUCUGCUAAAGUCUAUGCUAAAAGUGCAUUGGAUAUGUUUGGUGUUGAACAACAAACCACUGGUUAUUUUCCACAUGAGUUAAAAGCAUUUGUAUACAAUUUAUUGCCAACAUCAUUGUGGGUAAAAAUAAUCGAACGUACGUUCACUCCAAUCAGUAGACAAUCGAAGAAGUUUGACUAACAUGAAUGUUGUUUUUCAACUUUCCUGAGAAACAGUAAAACCUAAAAAUGAACAUUUCGAAGCUUUUAAUUAUAUCACAGUUUUAUGAAUUUAUUUAAAAUUAAUGAAACGUAACUUUAUCUGUGAAAUCAGUCGUAUAGACGUAGAAUUUACAUUAUGGUAAACUAGUUUUCUUAUGUUCAAUGGUCAGUUACCUUUCAAUCCAUAGUUAUCUUGGUCACAAAUUCUUCUCAAAAUUUCGUAUCGAGUCAUCUUAUAAUGAAUGUUUCGACAAUUACCAUUUCAACGUCAUUAGUCACGGUUUUACUAAUUAAAUCCCGUUUCCAUAUGACUAACCCUCAAAGAUACAAUAAAACUAGUGAAAAUAUCAGCAUUUUUCUCGUAUAUCAUCGUUCAUUGAUCGAGAAAUAAUUUUUCGUUUAUUUCAUUUAUUAUUCUCGACAAGUUGUUAUUUAGGCAGAUACUUGUUGAGAAUGGAAAUAGUAGAUGGUCUGACUGAAUAUUAAUAACACUGAGUUACCAGGUUAAGUCUUCGAUUCACUACUGCUUUAAUAAUUUGAUUCGAAAGUAACUGUCUCGUCGCACAGUUACAUCCACGCUGUGAGUUUUUUGGCCACUAAAACACGAAAUCCAAUUCUAGAAAUGUCAUAUCAUCUUCUCAAGAUAAGGCUCGGCCAACCUUAACACGACCGGAACACCGUACUUACCCACGUAAAUGCAAAAUAUUUUCAGAAAGAGGGAUGCCCAAAUUUCACGAUUACUCAUGGAUAUCCGCAUUACAUAACAACUGGUUUCAGCUUCAGUUUGGAAAGGAGAGGAAGCUCGAUGACCUGUGUCAGUCCUGGCAAUGAUGGUCUCUCAGUUGAUCUAACUUUCUUUUGAAAGAGUCGAUGGAUGGAGCCUCAACCACGUGCUGAGGUACUGAAUUCCACUCGUUGAUGAUUUGACGGGAAAGUUGAUAGUCAGCUGACAAGUAAUUUGUCCUGGGCUUGUGAACUUUUUUGGUGUCCUCGCAAAUUCUCUGUUUUGGAAGUCAAGAAAAAUGAGGGCAUAUCAGGUGCAAAUUUAUCACUAAGCAAUUUGAAAAUUGUAAUCAAGUCGCUUCUAGUACUUCGAUAUGACAACAGGAAUAGGUUUAGCUUGACCAGUUUAGCAUCAUACGGGAGCUUCUCUAUUCCGGGAAUCAGCUCAGUUGCUGUUCUCUGAACCCUUUUCAAAAGCUUACUGUCUUUUUUAAGCAGGGGCUAGCCGCUUGUAUGUAGUACUCAAGUUUAGGACGUACAAACACUGUAUACAAAGUCAGAAACGUUUUAGCGUUGACAUAACUAAAAGCCCAUAAAGUUCUAAAAACUUUGUUGGCUAUUGCACGGGAGUGUACAGUAGUCUUUAAGUCUUCGCUAACGAUGACUCCUAAGUCAUUGUGUGUCUGGACAACAGGUAUCUCAGUGUUAUUCACUGUGUAUGUAUCUGUACCUUGAUGACCGAUGUGCACCACUAUAUACUUUGGAGUAUUUAUCGACAACUGCCAGGUUUGAGACCAUUUAGAUAAUUUCUUCAGGCCACUUUGGAGUUCUAAGCUAUCCCGGACAACCCAAAAAGAGGAAAUAAAGACGAAGAAAGGGGAAAUAAAGGGGUAAAUGCUUUGGUAGCGAAAGGGGAAAUAAAGGAAAAACGCGCCAGAAUGUCACCCUUUUCGCCUGUCCGGGGGAAAUAAUGCGGAUUUUCCCCUCUUCCGCCGUUUUGUCGACAAAUUACCGACUUAUCGCCUAAAUAUCCGCCGAAUUGUCGAAUUUUCGCCUAAAUUUCCGCGGAAUUGCCUACUUAUACGCUUAAUUGUCUACUUUUCGCCUAAAUA